Numida meleagris (helmeted guineafowl) is the source of this 1926-nucleotide messenger RNA. RefSeq names its product X-ray repair cross complementing 3 (gene XRCC3). The transcript has 7 exons. Gene Ontology annotation, molecular function: ATP binding; ATP-dependent DNA damage sensor activity; four-way junction DNA binding. Lineage: Eukaryota; Metazoa; Chordata; Aves; Galliformes; Numididae. The record is from RefSeq and is a predicted model, not a curated record. The coding region runs from base 257 to 1315 and encodes 352 amino acids. Gene Ontology annotation, biological process: t-circle formation; telomere maintenance via recombination; resolution of mitotic recombination intermediates. Gene Ontology annotation, cellular component: Rad51C-XRCC3 complex; replication fork.
GUGCGACUGCCGCUGUCGUAAAGGCGGCGUGCGCGACAGUGCCGCGCCUUACGGUUCUCCGUGGUUACAGUGCUAAACGGGUGCGUCGGGGCAAGGCGCUAGGGGAGCGGUCGCCGUGCUUGACUAGGAGAUACGCGAUGUUUCUACAAAAUGUUCGCACUGAAUCAUGCUUACGUUUCAUUGCGCGUGUAUACCCGACUUAAAAAGUAACAAUUAAUUCCCUGAUGCUCUGUUCACGCCAGUGCUGUAUCAGGCCAUGGACUGGGACCAGUUUGACCUGAACCCUAAAGUGAUUGCUGCCCUUAAGAAAGCUGACAUAAAAUCAAUAAAAGAGGUUUUAAAUCUUUCUGGAGCAGACUUGCAAAGGUUGAUGAAGCUGUCCAGUGCCGAUGUAGAGUGUUUGCUGAAAACGGUCUCUCGCGCUCUGAGGAAAAACUGUAUGCUUACAGCACUUCAGCUCUACCAAGAUAAGGAUUGUCUCUCCUCCCAGUGCCAGAAGCUAAGCCUGGGAUGUUCAGUGCUAGAUAACUUGUUAAGAGGUGGCAUUCCUUUAGUGGGAAUCACAGAAAUUGCUGGAGAAAGUUCUGCUGGGAAGACUCAAAUUGGUUUGCAGCUGUGCCUUUGUGUGCAGUAUCCUUACAGAUACGGAGGAUUAGAGUCGGGAGCUGUCUACAUUUGUACAGAAGAUGCAUUCCCAAGUAAACGUUUGCAGCAGCUGAUAGCUCAACAGCAUAAGCUGCGUGCGGAUGUGCCACCUGAAAUCAUACAAAAGAUCAGAUUUGGGAAUAGUAUCUUUGUUGAGCAUGCAGCAGAUCUGGACACCUUCCACAAGUGCAUUACGAAGAGGAUCUCCGUCCUGCUCACAAGAGGCGUGGUGCGCUUGGUGGUCAUCGAUUCCAUCGCUGCUCUGUUUCGAUGCGAAUUCGGAGCUUCAGACUCCAUUCUGAAGGCUCGCUAUUUGCAGACGUUUGGAGCGCAGCUUCAUGGCUUAAGCACCAGAUUCAGGGCUCCAAUAAUGUGCAUUAAUCAGGUGACCGACGCGGUGAGUGAGGCAGAAGCUGUGCAGUGUGGGGACAGUUCUGCUAGCAGAGUCUUUCCAGCACUCGGAAUAACCUGGGCGAAUCAGCUGCUGAUGAGGUUGAUGGUCAGCCGAGUGCCGCAGCCUGAACCGUUACCUGGAGCCGUGUCACACCUCCCUGCAAGCGUGAGGACUUUAAGAGUAGUUUUUGCUCCACAUCUGCCUCCCUCCUUUUGCUGCUAUACAGUAAAAUUGGAAGGUGUGAAAGGAAUGAAGUCAGUCCUUGGUGCAGUAUAGCACCCCAUUCCAAAAAUGCAUCGAACCUGCUUUGCUUCAGGAAGAAACAUGAGUGAAAUGAAAUCUUCCUCGAACAGAGAAACGGAUGCUGAAAUACAUAAAAGGUGAUAUGACAAUAACAUUAAGCAUUUCUUUUUACAUUGUGAAAAUACUCUCUUUUUGUAUUUGGAUACAAGUUCAGCAGCCUCUCACUGUGAGAUAGGUGUUCUGGAGAAUAAUCCUUACUGCAAGGCUGAUGGGCGGCACCUUCAGCUGUUCUCAUCCACACAGCUGCUGCUCUCCUCAGAGGCUGUUAGAGCUUUACAUGUUUUUCUUCCUAAGACUAGCUGCUCUGAGUGCUCUUUCGAAUCCUUGCUGCAUUCAGGCUGAAAGGCAGCUCCAUGAACUUAUUUGUCCACGCUUUCCAAAGGCCUCAAAACUCCCUGUGCUUGGUGGGUGUGUGCGGUGAGCAGUGGGUGCUGCUCACUUGUAUCACGUAUCUGUUAAGCUUUCACACGUUUCCCUCUCACCCUUCUCCCUCUUCCCCCAGCUUCCCAAUCUCUAUUUGUAAGUGACCGGGGUAAUUUUUUAAAUUAUUUUUUUUAAAUAAAAUCCAACCAUGACGAUUUUAA